AUGCUGUUGGUGCUGCUGAAGGAGGAGGAGGAGGAGGAGGAGGUGUGGAGUGGUGUGUUGAAAGUCUUGCUGGGUGGCUUGCUUGCUUCCAUGCGCGUCCACUCGCUCACACCCCCUCCUACUCUCAACGCUCGUCUCACCUUCCCUGCCUCCCUGCCAAACUGCAUAUUAUUUAACUCCACUACCUCUAAACACAGCGGCGCUGCUCUGUGCCACGCGCACACCCAUCUGCCCAACCCACGUUGUAGGGUACCGUGCCAGGCGCUAACACAUACGCACACCCCACCUGCCUUCACGCCUUCAAUGUCGUGCAGUUCCGAUGCAGUUCCCCACAAUCGUCGUCUUCGUCGCCGUCGUAGUCCUUCUACAACAUCACCCAAUAAUAACACCAACAACACCACCAACACCGCCACCACUGUCACUGCGUCAGCUGCCGCUGUUGCUGAAAACUCUCUCUCCCUCAUACUGUUGCUAACCAAGUGUUGUGCGCAGUUGCAAAUUGAGCAGGACGGAUUGGGCAGGGCGAGGCGAGGCGAUGCAAUCUUGGGAGAGUGCGCAAGGAAUAUAAAUACACUUCCUGAUUGCGUGGAACGAAGCCACGACAUUGGCACCUCGCCACGCUUACUUCGCCGCAUCUCUCCGCGUUCCACCAAUGCCCUUCCUCCCAACCUCUCUCCCUCUCUAUCGUCUUCUCGUCUCUCGCCGUCCCCAACCACCACAGAUUUUACUUCCACUCACUCCAUCCCUUGA
This is a messenger RNA of Mesocestoides corti, 750 nucleotides long. The record is from the annotation of a GenBank genome assembly. Lineage: Eukaryota; Metazoa; Platyhelminthes; Cestoda; Cyclophyllidea; Mesocestoididae.